Molecule: messenger RNA, 660 nt
Organism: Acytostelium subglobosum LB1
Lineage: Eukaryota; Evosea; Eumycetozoa; Acytosteliales; Acytosteliaceae
Exons: 1
Coding region: 1-660 (219 amino acids)
Source: RefSeq, a predicted model, not a curated record
AUGUCUUCCGAGCAAAUUAAGCAACUCGACGCCAAGCUGGACAACUACCACCUGUUGACUCACGACUUCUACAAGAAGUGGAGCCACGGCGAGCUCACCCUCGAGACCCUCAAGGUCUACGCCGGCCAGUACUACCACCACGUCGACGCCUUCCCAAGAUACAUCAGCACCAUCCACUCCAAGUGUGACGACAUCAAGUCCAGACAGGUGCUGCUCGGCAACUUGACCGAGGAGGAGAGCGGAGAGGAGAACCACCCAGAGCUCUGGAUGCGUUUUGCCGAGGGACUCGGAAACACCCGUGAGGCUGUCAAGUCCUCCGAGCUGCUGCCAAAGACCAAGGCCCUCGUCGACGGCUACUACGAUCUCUGCAACGAGUCCUACGCCAAGGGUCUCGGUGCUCUGUACGCCUACGAGAGACAGGUCCCAGAGGUUGCCAAGUCCAAGAUCGACGGUCUUGAGAAGUUCUACGGUAUCAACAACGAGCGUGCCCUCAAGUUCUUCGUCGAGCACAUCACCGCCGACGAGUGGCACUCUGAGGAGUGUGCCGCCCUCAUUGACAAGCUCUCUGAGGAGGACAGAAAGGUCGCCGAGCAGGGUGCUGAGGAGGCUGCCAAGCUUCUCUGGGGCUUCCUCGAUGGUAUGAUGGCCGUUUCCAACUAA